AUGAGUUCCAGAGAGUACCCUUUUGUAGCAAAGAAAACGGGUCACAGAGAUCCGAGGAGGUUUCCGGGUCAUAAGGAGGUCUUGGAGUACUUGAAGGAUUACGCUCGCGAGUUCGGAAUCGGUGAGUUAGUUCGGUUAGAGACGGAAGUAAAUCGGGUUUGGCRAAGGGAAAAUGGGAAGUGGGAAGUGAGAUCAAGAAAGAGAGGUGGAGAAGAAGAAGAACAUACGGAUGAAGCUUUUGAUGCUGUGGUUGUUUGUAACGGGCAUUAUUCGGAUCCCCGAAUCGCACAUAUUCCAGGUAUUUCAAUUGGUCGAUCGUACACGUAUCAUUUUCCGUUUCUUGAUACCAAAGGCAUCGUGACCGUUGAUGACAAUAGGGUGGGGCCACUUUAUAAGCACGCCUUCCCGCCAUCAUUAGCCCCUUGGCUUUCCUUCGUUGGAUUGCCAUUCAAGGUUAUCUUCAGAUUUUUCCAUUGCCCCUGUUUGAAGUGGAUAGCAGGUAUAUUAUCAGGUCGAAUAUUGUUGCCUUCACCAGACGAGAUGACAAAGGAUAUCGAAGCAUUUUAUUCAUCGUUGCAAACAUCUGGCGUCCCAAAACGAUAUACCCAUAAUAUGACUGGCUAUCAGUUUGAUUACAACGAUUGGAUUGCGGCACAAUGUGGGUGCCGAAAAACCGAAGAAUGGAGAAAGAAAAUGUAUUCGGCAACAUUUUUGAACAGAAAAAUACGACCGGACAUUUAUCGGGAUGAAUGGGAAGAUGAGGAUUUAGUGUUGGAAGCUUGUCAAGAUUUUGCAAAGCAAAUUUCUUGUAAAGAUUUAUCUUUGCAACUACAGAAUAUCAACAUGUGA
Molecule: messenger RNA, 849 nt
Organism: Cynara cardunculus var. scolymus (artichoke)
Lineage: Eukaryota; Viridiplantae; Streptophyta; Magnoliopsida; Asterales; Asteraceae
Product: flavin-containing monooxygenase FMO GS-OX-like 3
Exons: 4
Coding region: 1-849 (282 amino acids)
Molecular function (GO): NADP binding; flavin adenine dinucleotide binding; N,N-dimethylaniline monooxygenase activity
Source: RefSeq, a predicted model, not a curated record